CCCAAAAACCUAAAAAGAAGUAUAAAUAUAAAGAGAAAUCGUUUACUCAUGAAUACUUUGAAACAACGGUCAAUAAAAAAAGUGAAAAAGUGCAAGUUUGUAAAGUUAUAGAUGAAGAUGGAAAAAAAUAUG
This is a messenger RNA of Dentiscutata erythropus, 132 nucleotides long. The record is from the annotation of a GenBank genome assembly. NCBI's taxonomy places the organism in Eukaryota, Fungi, Glomeromycota, Glomeromycetes, Diversisporales, Gigasporaceae.